Messenger RNA from Chaetura pelagica (chimney swift), 3575 nucleotides. RefSeq names its product protein phosphatase 1, regulatory subunit 13B (gene PPP1R13B). NCBI's taxonomy places the organism in Eukaryota, Metazoa, Chordata, Aves, Apodiformes, Apodidae. The record is from RefSeq and is a predicted model, not a curated record. Bases 1 to 3252 code for a protein of 1083 amino acids. Gene Ontology annotation, cellular component: nucleus. The transcript is spliced from 16 exons. Gene Ontology annotation, molecular function: p53 binding; transcription factor binding. Gene Ontology annotation, biological process: negative regulation of cell cycle; apoptotic process; regulation of apoptotic process.
AUGAUAUUAACUGUGUUUCUGAGCAACAAUGAACAGAUUUUAACAGAAGUUCCAAUAACACCAGAAACAACUUGUCGUGAUGUAGUGGAGUUCUGCAAAGAGCCUGGAGAAGGAAGCUGCCAUCUGGCUGAAGUAUGGCGUGGAAAUGAACGUCCCAUACCCUUUGAUCACAUGAUGUAUGACCACCUACAGAAAUGGGGUCCCCGCCGGGAAGAGGUGAAGUUUUUUCUUCGUCAUGAGGAGUCACCAGCUGAAAGCAAUGAGCAGAGUGGACGUCAGGCCCAAAAUCAAAGAAAUGGCAUAAAUAUACCUGUGGAGAAACGUACAGAGAAUGGGGUUGGCAAUCCACGUGUUGAGCUCACUCUUUCUGAACUUCAAGAUAUGGCAGCCAGACAGCAGCAGCAGAUUGAAAAUCAACAGCAAAUGUUGGUUGCUAAGGAACAACGUUUGCGUUACCUAAAGCAGCAAGAGCGUCGUCAGCAGCAGUCUGCUUCUGAGAGUGAAAAGCUUCAAAAACUGAAAGAACGUGUUGAAACUCAGGAGACAAAGCUGAAAAAAAUUCGGGCCAUGAGAGGACAAGUGGACUACAGCAAGAUCAUGAAUGGGAAUCUGUCAACUGAAAUUGAGCAUAUAAGUGCCAUGUUCCAGGAAAAGCAGCAGGAGCUACAGGCUGCAGUGUUGAAAGUGGAUCAACUUACUCAGCAACUGGAGGAUUUAAGGAAAGGGAAACUGAAUGGGUUUCAGUCUUACAAUGGACAAAUGACAGGACCUGCAGCAGUAGAAUUAAAGAAGUUAUAUCAAGAGCUACAGAUCCGUAACAGGCUUAACCAGGAGCAGAAUUCCAAGCUUCAGCAGCAGAAGGAACUCUUAAACAAACGUAACAUGGAGGUGGCCAUGAUGGACAAGCGAAUCAAUGAGCUGCGUGAACGACUAUACAAGAAAAAAGUUGAGUUGAACCGUAUUAAUGGAACUUCUUCACCCCAGUCAUCCUUGAGUGCUUCAGGAAGGGUGGCAGCUGUAGGACCUUAUAUCCAAGUUCCAAGUGCUGGCACUUACACUGUACCAGUAGAUCCAGUUAAACCACAGUCUCUCACCAUUGCUUCUAGCUCAACACAUGGAAGAUCAAAAUCUGCUAAUGAUGGAAAUUGGCCAAUACUUAAACAGAGCUCAACCCCUGUGGUAAAAACCCCUCAGAUCUCCAAUACAGACUGGAAAGAAUCAAGCAUGGAUACUGCUUUAAAACAAGGAACUAUAUCCAGCCAGCCUUUGCCAACUUCAGUAUUAGGAAGUAGUGAUAAGCUGGGUCUUGACCUGGGGAAGGUGCCGCCAACAAUUCCUGGUGUAAGCAAGCAGUUGACUCAAAACUAUGGGACCUAUCCAAGCCCAGUUCCCUUAGGAACAGGUUCUACAAAUUCUCUGGAAAGAAGGAAGGAUGGCAGUCUGCCCAGACCUGGCACCAGUAUAACAAAUCGGCAAAGACCUGUUCCGCUUCCGCCGCCCAGCAACGUCCAUCAGCCCAGCUCUUCACAACAGAUUCAGCAGAGAAUUUCUGUACCUCCCAGCCCCACGUAUCAACCUUCCGGUCCCCCCUUGUUUCCAGGAGGAGAUGGCAGGCCAGAACUCCCUUUAACUGUGGCAAUCAGACCUUUUCUAGCUGAUAAAGGAUCAAGACCUCAGUCUCCCAGAAAAGGGCCACAAACAGUGAACUCCAGUUCCAUCUACUCAAUGUAUCUUCAGCAAGCAACACCACCAAAGAAUUAUCAACAAGCUGUGUACAAUACUUUAAAUAAGUCAGUAAAAGCAGUUUAUGGAAAACCUGUGUUACAAUCUGGUUCAACUUCUCCCUCACCCUUGCCAUUCCUUCAUGGUUCUUUGCCUGCCCAGCCUUCCUCGCAGCCACAAUCUCAGCCUCAGACUGAGGUGUCUGAAAAAGAUCAAGAGCUUGAAAAUGCUCCACCACCCAGUGAAAACAGCAACGUGGAAAACAUCCCUCGUCCUCUCAGUCCUACUAAGCUCACACCUAUUGUGCAUUCACCCCUACGGUAUCAAAGCGAUGCUGACCUUGAAGCUCUGAGAAGAAAAUUGGCCAAUGCUCCUAGGCCACUGAAGAAGCGUAGUUCUAUCACUGAACCAGAAGGCCCAAGUGGACCCAAUAUACAAAAGUUACUGUAUCAGCGCUUUAAUACUCUUGCUGGAGGAAUAGAAAGUGCUCCUUUUUAUCAGCCAAGCAAUCCACAGGACUUCAUAGGCAUCUUAGCUGAUGUCGAUAAUGGUAACGCUAGUACCAAUGGCAAUAUUGAAGAACCUAUUUCUGUGCAACCUACAGUUCCUCUUCCUGAUGAGCCACCCCCUUCAUCAGAUGCCAAUGAUAAUGAAUUACCUUCUCCUGCUACUGAGGAAUUGAUAAGCACUGAAACCACAAAUCAAACAUCUGAGACAACCGAAGAUAACAACAACAAUCCUGCUGUAGUUCCUUCUACUGAACAGUCACCCAGCCCCACACCUGAAGUCAGUUCUCCAGUAGAAGAUGAAGCUCCUUUGCCACCUGCUCUUCCUCCUCCACUUCCUGCAACAAAACGUACCAACUUGAAGAAACCUAACUCAGAAAGAACAGGCCAUGGUUUGCGAGUGAAGUUCAAUCCCUUGGCCCUCCUCCUAGAUGCUUCUUUGGAGGGAGAGUUUGAUCUUGUACAACGAAUCAUCUAUGAGGUUGAUGAUCCCAGUAAACCAAAUGAUGAGGGAAUUACGCCUUUGCAUAAUGCAGUGUGUGCUGGACAUCACCACAUUGUCAAGUUCCUGCUUGAUUUUGGUGUGAAUGUAAAUGCAGCAGAUAGUGAUGGGUGGACACCCUUGCAUUGUGCUGCUUCUUGCAAUAGUGUUCAUCUGUGUAAACUACUUGUUGAAUCCGGGGCAGCUAUUUUUGCUUCAACUAUAAGUGAUAUAGAAACUGCUGCAGACAAGUGUGAGGAGAUGGAAGAAGGUUAUAUUCAGUGUUCCCAGUUCUUGUAUGGAGUGCAGGAGAAGCUGGGAGUGAUGAACAAGGGUGUGGUGUACGCGCUGUGGGAUUAUGAAGCCCAGAACAACGACGAGCUGUCCUUCCACGAGGGCGACGCCAUCACCAUCCUGAGGCGCAAGGACGACAAUGAGACCGAGUGGUGGUGGGCCCGCCUCAAUGAGAAAGAAGGCUACGUGCCUAAAAACCUUCUUGGGUUAUAUCCACGAAUAAAACCUAGGCAGCGGACCCUGGCUUGAGUUCAGUUCUGCAGCAGUGCAGUACCGUGCUGGUAACUGGAAUCCUACAACAUACACUGGAGCCAUCAUUUCUGAGCAUUUCAUACAGAGAAAUAAAACUGACAUUUAGUUUUAAUGGUGCUUUCUCUUGUUAAAUGGACAGCAUCUGGGAUUUUCUGCAGUUUGUAAAUGAGAAUUUUUAUGUGACCCACCACUGAUGAGGAGAGUUGAUCUCCACUAGCUCCAGUGAUGCACCAGCUCUUGUCUCAAGCGGUGUUUUCAGUUGAAGUUCCAUGGUAGGAGCUUUCUUGUGUUCAAUGUUCAGAGGUGUCACUUGCAGAGUG